Messenger RNA from Odobenus rosmarus divergens (Pacific walrus), 2051 nucleotides. It is a transcript of the gene DHDDS, whose product is annotated as dehydrodolichyl diphosphate synthase. The record is from RefSeq and is a predicted model, not a curated record. NCBI's taxonomy places the organism in Eukaryota, Metazoa, Chordata, Mammalia, Carnivora, Odobenidae. Gene Ontology annotation, molecular function: ditrans,polycis-polyprenyl diphosphate synthase [(2E,6E)-farnesyl diphosphate specific] activity. The transcript is spliced from 9 exons. Bases 68 to 1072 code for a protein of 334 amino acids. Gene Ontology annotation, biological process: polyprenol biosynthetic process. Gene Ontology annotation, cellular component: dehydrodolichyl diphosphate synthase complex; endoplasmic reticulum.
GAGGCGAGAGAGUUUACCUGGCUGGUGUCUUCUUGUCCUGGGCUCAUCUUCUGCCAGGGCAGGAGCUAUGUCAUGGAUCAAGGAAGGAGAGCUGUCACUUUGGGAAUGGUUCUGUGCCAACAUCAUAAAAGCGGGCCCAAUGCCCAAACACAUUGCCUUUAUAAUGGAUGGAAACCGUCGCUAUGCCAGGAAGUGCCAAGUGGAGCGGCAGGAAGGCCACUCACAGGGCUUCAACAAGCUGGCUGAGACCCUGCGCUGGUGUUUGAACCUGGGCAUCCUAGAGGUGACGGUCUACGCGUUCAGCAUUGAGAACUUCAAACGCUCCAAGAGUGAGGUAGACGGGCUAAUGGAUCUGGCCCGGCAGAAGUUCAGCCGCUUGAUGGAAGAACAGGAGAAACUGCAGAAGCAUGGGGUAUGUAUCCGGGUCCUGGGCGAUCUGCAUUUGUUGCCCCUGGAUCUCCAGGAGCUGAUUGCGCAGGCGGUACAGGCCACCAGGAACUAUAACAAGUGUUUCCUAAAUGUCUGCUUUGCUUACACAUCCCGUCACGAGAUCAGUAAUGCUGUGAGAGAGAUGGCCUGGGGAGUGGAGCAAGGCCUGCUGGAUCCCAGUGAUGUCUCUGAGUCUCUGCUCGAUAAGUGCCUCUAUACCAACCACUCUCCGCAUCCUGACAUCUUGAUACGGACUUCCGGGGAAGUGAGGCUCAGCGACUUCUUGCUCUGGCAGACUUCCCACUCCUGCUUGGUGUUCCAACCCGUUCUGUGGCCAGAAUACACAUUUUGGAACCUCUGUGAGGCCAUCCUGCAGUACCAGAUGAACCAUAGCAUGCUCCAGCAGAAGGCCCGAGACUUGUAUGCAGAGGAGCGGAAGAGGCAGCAGCUGGAGAGGGACCAGGCUGCAGUGACAGAGCAGCUGCUGCAAGAGGGGCUCCAGGCCAGUGGGGACGCCCAGCUCCGACGGACGCGCUUGCACAAACUCUCAGCCAGACGGGAAGAGCGGGUCCAAGGCUUCCUGCAGGCCUUGGAACUCAAGCGGGCUGACUGGCUGGCACGUCUGGGCACUGCAUCAGCCUGAAUGAGGCUGGCCUCCUGCCACUUUGCCCUGCCCUCUGCCUCCAGGGCCCCACUCCCCUCUCUUUUCUUGGUGAAAGGCGCCUCCCUCCUAAUGAUGAAUUGUGUUUCCUUUGCUUGGCAGGGGAGCCCCAGAGGCCAGGUCUGCUGGCCAUAGAUAGACCUUUUGGACUGCCUGGGACAGUGGCCCCUGGGGAGGGUUGAGGUGAGAGUCUCCCACAAGUACACUAAAGCCAGCUCUGGUCACCCAUAGGUUGGAGAGCAGGGAGCCCCAGGUCUUUGCUGCCUGUUCCUUCUGCCUCUGCCACAUCGACGUGUGCUCCUAGAUGCACUUUAUUUUUUUUACCAGCACAUCCUUCAACACACUGAAUUUCAGGGCAGAGGUCUCCCCAAAACCCUAGCCCUUUACCCUUCCAUCUUAACCUUCUACCCGACUUUCACAAAAGAUUUGGCUCCACCUUCGAUCUGCUGGUAAAUAGCUAAUAGGCAGCCAGCGUUAUUUGGGCAAGGAAGAGGAGGGAGAGACAGAAAAUUUGCCCAUCUGCUGCUCCUCCCCCUGGGCUCUCCACCUGGGAUUUGCUAUUGAAUCUCUACCCCCUCCCACCACACAGUACUGAUUGCUCACUGAAAGGCUCAGCGCCCCCAAUGGCGCGCGGAAGCCAGGCGGGUGAUUACAAUCCAAUUACCUAUUGUCGACUCAGCCCACACAAGCUUUUCUCCUCCUCUUGCAGGGCAUGGGGCCAGGCUCCACGCCCCUGUGAGACCAGCCCCCUCCAUGACUACAGGGUAACAGAAGGGCCUGUAGGCCCUGGUGAAUCUAAUCCACCACAGGCCUCCUUCCCUGGAACAUGUCACAGGACCCAGAGCACAGAAACAAGCUCUUCUCCCAACUGACUGACUGCUGUCCUCACCAUCUCAGACUCUGCUUCCUACCGCCUCAGUCUUUGAGGCUUCUCUGUUCUUGACCUGGCCCCCUAAGUAGC